Molecule: messenger RNA, 1846 nt
Organism: Calidris pugnax (ruff)
Lineage: Eukaryota; Metazoa; Chordata; Aves; Charadriiformes; Scolopacidae
Gene: C1QL1
Product: complement component 1, q subcomponent-like 1
Exons: 3
Coding region: 12-800 (262 amino acids)
Molecular function (GO): protein binding
Source: RefSeq, a predicted model, not a curated record
CGGGGGGGGUGAUGGUUCUGGUGCUGGUGGUGCUCAUCCCGGUGCUGGUGAGCUCCGCCGGUACCGACGGCCGGUACGAGAUGCUGGGGACCUGCCGGAUGGUCUGCGAGCCCUACGGCCCCGCCGCCUCCCCGCCGCAACCGGACGAACGCGGCCCCCUCCCGCCGCCCUCCACCCUGGUGCAAGGUCCCCAAGGCAAACCGGGGCGACCGGGGAAACCGGGACCGCCGGGACCGCCGGGAGAACCGGGACCGCCGGGACCGGCGGGGGGGCGGGGUGAAGCGGGACGGCCGGGACCCCCGGGAUUGCCGGGACCGGGGGCGACGGCGGGACGGCCGGGACCCCCGGGAUUGCCGGGACCGGGGGCGACGGGUGCGGUGAGCGCGGCCACCUACAGCACGGUGCCACGCGUCGCCUUCUACGCCGGCCUCAAGAACCCCCACGAGGGCUACGAGGUGCUCAAGUUCGACGACGUGGUCACCAACCUGGGCAACAGCUACGACGCCGCCUCGGGCAAGUUCACCUGCGCCAUCCCCGGCACCUACUUCUUCACCUACCACGUCCUCAUGCGCGGCGGCGACGGCACCAGCAUGUGGGCCGACCUCUGCAAGAACGGGCAGGUGCGGGCCAGCGCCAUCGCGCAGGACGCCGACCAGAACUACGACUACGCCAGCAACAGCGUCAUCCUGCACCUGGACGCAGGGGACGAGGUCUUCAUCAAGCUGGACGGGGGCAAGGCCCACGGCGGCAACAACAACAAGUACAGCACCUUCUCCGGCUUCAUCAUCUACUCGGACUGAGCCUGGACCCACGGCGUCGCCCCACCGCCCUCCAGCCCCACGGCAUCUCCCCACAGCAUCCUGUAAUGACCAUUGAGCCCCACGGCAUCCCUCUGCUGCCGUCCAGCCCCAUGGCGUCUCCCCACAGCAUUCCCCAAUGACUGCCCAGCCCCACGGCAUCUCCCUGCUGCUGUCCAGCCCCACGGCGUCUCCCCACAGUGUCCCCCACUGACCAUCCAGCCCCACGGCAUCCCCCUGCUGCCGUCCAGCCCCAUGGUGUCUCCCCAUGGCAUCCCCCACUGAUCAUCCAGCCCCAUGGCAUCCUUCUGCCAUGGUUUGGCCCCACAGCAUCCCCCACAGCCACCCGGCCCCACGGUGUCUCCCCAUAGUAUCUCCCAAUGACCACGCAGCCCCAAGACAUCCCCCUGUAGCUGACCAGCCCCACGGCUUCUCCCCACAGAAUUCUCCAAUGACUGCCCAGCCCCACAGCAUCCCUCUGCUGUGGUUCAGCUUCCUGCUGCCGUCCAGCCCCACAGAGUGCCCCAAGGACCAUCCAGCCCCACAGCAUCCCCCUGGUGCCAUCCAGCCCCAUGGCAUCCCCCAAGGACCAUCCAGCCCCACGGCAUCCCCACGCUGCUCUCCAGCCUUAUACCUUUCCCUUCUACUGUCCAGCCCCACAGCAUCCCUCUGCCACAGUCCAGCCCCACGGCAUCCCCCCAGCAGUGGUCCAGCCCAUCUAUGGGGCUCCAAACCCCCCCUCUUUUCCCAUUUGCUUACCCUACAGCUGCUAAUUUGGGGCUGGGGGGGCGGCAGGGGGCCCCACUGCACUCCCAUCCCCUGGCUGCUCCCCCUGCUUGGCCCCACGGCCCCCCCGCUGCCUCCCCACGCCCGGGGCGAUGCCGGGGGUCCCCGCAGUGUGUAUAUAUGUACAGGACGCGCAGAUGUCUCUAUACGGGUGCCCCCCAACCUGCUCCAUCCCGGGGGGCUGCGCUGGGGGGGGUGGGGGGGGAGCCGCCCUUGCUGCCCGACCCCGGGGCGACUCCAUGGUAAAGCAGAGCUGUGACCUC